Sphaerodactylus townsendi is the source of this 1427-nucleotide messenger RNA. RefSeq names its product WW domain binding protein 4 (gene WBP4). The record is from RefSeq and is a predicted model, not a curated record. The transcript has 10 exons. Gene Ontology annotation, molecular function: RNA binding; protein binding; zinc ion binding. Gene Ontology annotation, biological process: mRNA splicing, via spliceosome. NCBI's taxonomy places the organism in Eukaryota, Metazoa, Chordata, Lepidosauria, Squamata, Sphaerodactylidae. Gene Ontology annotation, cellular component: precatalytic spliceosome; nucleus. Bases 45 to 1235 code for a protein of 396 amino acids.
ACCCCCUCCCUCUCGCGGCCGGAGAAUGCGCGCGACGGCGAGGGAUGGGCCUUCUCGCCACCCGUAGCUGCUGCGCUGGGCGGAACCUCAGAGGCGGGCCGGGCGGCGGCGAGGAGAUGGCCGAUUACUGGAAAUCGCAGCCCAAGAAAUUCUGUGAUUACUGCAAGUGCUGGAUAGCAGACAACAAGCCUAGUAUUGAAUUCCAUGAAAGAGGAAAGAAUCAUAAAGAAAAUGUGGCUAAGAAAAUUAGUGAGAUUAAAAAGAAAAGUUUGGAGAAAGCAAAGCAAGAGGAAAAAAUGUCAAAGGAAUUUGCGGCCAUGGAGGAAGCGGCAAUGAAGGCCUACCAGGAGGAUUUGAAAAGGCUGGGAACUCCAACAGCUGUUGUUUCAGUCCCCCUGAAAAAGGAAGAAAAGCGAGAAAAGAAGGAAAAGAAGAAAAAAGAGAGAAAGGCCACAGAGCCAUCAUCAGUUGAAACCAAGGAAUGGGUGCGUGGAUUUUCUUCAGAAGGCUACAUGUAUUACUAUAACACCAGAUCAGGAGAAUCACAGUGGGAGAAACCAGAAGGAUUUGAAGUUGAUCCACAGGAAUCCCAAAUGCCAGGGCAGUGGGUGGAAGGAGUCAGUGAAGAUGGUCAGACCUAUUACUACAACACAGAAACGGGAGUAUCAUCCUGGGAGAAGCCUGAUGGUUUUGUGUCUUCUUCAAAUGAAAGCUGUCAAGAGAAAAGCUGUUCUGGAGAGGACGGAGGAGGAAAGUCAGAGGGAACUGAGUCAGAUUCUGGAAAGGGGGCCAGUCUGAUGGAACAGCAGAAAAUCCAGAAGAAAACAGAAAGCGAUGGAGGCGGGGGGAAAAAGCCUCGCAGGCCGAGAAAGAUCAGCCCGUAUGGAGAAUGGCAGGCAGUGAAACCAGGAAGCAUUGAUCCUGAGGACAGAGCACCACCAGCUCCACACAAAACGUCCCGGGCAGCCUCUGCUACAGCCAAGCCGUACGGCGAGUGGGCGGAAAUCACCGCAGAGGAAGACCCCUAUGAAAAAGUAGACUUGGAGCUUCCUAGUACAGAAAAUGAUUCUCUGCCAGCUCCAAUUCUGGAGGUCCCAGAAGAUGCCAAAGUGAUAUUUAAGGAAAAAACUGUCACUUCCCUCAGCGACACAACGGCAGGGCUAACUGUUUUCAAAAAGCGGAAAUUCGAAAAUGGAAAAUCUAGAAACAUUCGACAAAGACUGGAGGAUCACUGAUAGUUCUGCUGCGGUGCCUGGAUUCUCUUUUGUGGAAGCAAGAAGAGGAGAUAUUUUAAAACAUUUCUUUACAGAACAUGGUUAGAAAUUCAAAUAAGCCUCGUUUUUCCCCCAUGAUACUAUUUUGUUUCUAUAAAGAAAUGUGUUUCAUUCAUGCAGCUGUGUAAAUACAUGUAUAUAUUUUACAUCCCA